Molecule: messenger RNA, 1662 nt
Organism: Cuscuta campestris
Lineage: Eukaryota; Viridiplantae; Streptophyta; Magnoliopsida; Solanales; Convolvulaceae
Source: the annotation of a GenBank genome assembly
AUUCUUUAAAAAAUUUCCUUAAACGCAAAAAUAAGAGUUCUCAAAAGCAAGUUAUAAAACUCAUAUACUGCCUAACGUGCGCACUUUCAUCUACCUAAAGUCAUGGCAAUUCUUCUGCAAUUCUCUGGUUUCCCACUCCGUACCAAUAUCUCUUCGCCGGAUUCUAGAAUCUUCCUGCUCGGAAAGCGUCCAUCUGUCAUCAGAUGCUCCUCCGCAGAAACCGCUUCGGCCUCCUCUUCCGCCAUAGUCGGUUCUGAGUUUGAUCCCAAGACCUUCCGGAAGAACUUGACCAGGAGCGCGAAUUACAAUCGCAAGGGAUUUGGUCACAAAGAUGAAACUCUGGAGCUCAUGAAUCGCGAGUAUACUAGUGAUAUCAUAAAGAAGUUGAAAGAAAAUGGCUUUGAAUAUACUUGGGGAAAUGUAACGGUUAAGCUGGCAGAAGCCUAUGGUUUCUGCUGGGGGGUUGAGCGAGCGGUUCAGAUAGCGUAUGAAGCAAGAAAACAAUUCCCAACAGAAAGGAUUUGGAUCACAAAUGAAAUUAUACACAACCCCACUGUGAAUAAGAGGUUAGAGGAAAUGGAAGUCAAGAAUAUACCUGUUGAUCAAGGGCAGAAAAAUUAUAACGUUGUGGACAAGGGUGAUGUUGUUGUUUUGCCUGCGUUUGGGGCUUCUGUUGAUGAGCUGGUAACUCUGAGUGAAAAGAAUGUACAAGUAGUUGAUACAACCUGCCCAUGGGUAUCUAAGGUUUGGAAUGUAGUUGAGAAACACAAAAAAGGAGAAUAUACCUCCGUGAUUCAUGGUAAAUAUGCUCAUGAAGAAACUAUAGCCACUGCAUCUUUUGCAAGAAAAUACAUCAUUGUGAAGAACAUGACAGAGGCAGCAUAUGUCUGUGAUUAUAUUCUUGGAGGUCAACUUGAUGGUUCUAGCUCAACUAAAGAAGCCUUUCUGGAGAAAUAUAAAUAUGCAGUUUCCAAAGGUUUUGACCCAGACUCCGAUCUCUGUAAAGUUGGAAUUGCUAACCAGACAACAAUGUUGAAGGGAGAAACUGAAGAGAUUGGAAAAUUAUUUGAGAAGUCCAUGAUGCGCAAGUAUGGAGUUGAAAACGUCAAUAACCACUUCAUGAGUUUCAACACUAUUUGUGAUGCUACUCAAGAGAGACAAGAUGCCAUGUAUAAGCUAGUAAAGGACAAGAUGGAUCUUAUGUUGGUAGUUGGCGGUUGGAACUCAAGCAACACUUCACACCUACAGGAGAUUGCAGAGGAACACGGGAUCCCGUCAUAUUGGGUUGACUGUGAGCAGAGAAUUGGUCCUGGAAACAAAAUAAGUUACAAGCUAAUGCAUGGUGAGUUGGUUGAGAAAGAGAACUUUCUGCCUGGAGGACCCCUCACGAUAGGGGUGACAUCUGGUGCAUCCACUCCUGAUAAGGUUGUGGAAGAGGUCCUCAUCAAGGUGUUUGAUAUAAAGCGCGAGGAAGCCCUGCAACAGGCAUAAACUUGAAGGACAUGUAAUACAAUUGAUGCCAACUAAGCAUGAUAUACGCCAUGCCUUGUUUGGAGGUCUAUUAUGAUACAGGCAAUCUAUACUUCAUACAAGACUGGUUCUUUGUACCAAUAAUUAAUAUCAGAUACUACAAGUUUAUAAUAAUAUAUAUUAGGGUCGUUU